This is a messenger RNA of Naumovozyma dairenensis CBS 421, 1419 nucleotides long. RefSeq names its product DUF5427 domain-containing protein MTC1 (gene MTC1). The transcript has a single exon. The coding region runs from base 1 to 1419 and encodes 472 amino acids. The record is from RefSeq and is a predicted model, not a curated record. NCBI's taxonomy places the organism in Eukaryota, Fungi, Ascomycota, Saccharomycetes, Saccharomycetales, Saccharomycetaceae.
AUGACUACAGAAAGAAAAUCCACUGAGGUAGAUGACGUUUUUGAAUUCUUAGAGUCUCUUCCUUCUGAAAAUGCAACAGAUAAGUCGAUAGACGAUACUAAUGAUAAUAAGGGGAAGACAAAUGAGGGAGGUGCAGGAGACGAAGAUAUUAUGGAUUUCCUUGACGAAUUGGAAAAGAGUAAUUUGAGUAUUGAAAAACCUUCUAAAAAAAAGAAAGGUUUGACUGGAAACUCAGCUGACAAGACGGGACAACAAUCUGCUAAAGAAGAAGGGAAGGAAAAAACAGAAAAAGUGUCACCAACUAUUACCAAAGAAAAGGAGGAGGAAGUUAUAAGCGGUAAAGAAGAAGAAGAAAACCAAGAACAAGGGCAUGAGGAGGAAGAAGAAGAAGAGGUAGAACAGGGAAGGGAUGGGACACCUUUGAAUGAUCCAAUUACUUCCAUCUCCAAUUGGUGGUCAUCUUCCGGUCAAGCCACGGUAUCGACUCUUUGGGACAAGACUACAAAACAAGCAACUUCACAAAUUAAAAAAAUUGGUGAUAAGAUUGGUCAAGAUCAAUUGCUACAACAGUCUCGUGGUGCAAUUAAGAUUACGGAAUUGGCUAAAAACCUUUCCAAGAUAGUGGUUGGUGAAACAGAUGAAAUAUUAAGAAUUCAUUUGGUUCAUGAUUUAAUCAAUUAUUCUUAUUUGCAAUAUCAAAUUGAAGAUAAAUUCCAUCAAGUUUUGUCUUCACAAGUGCAAGGUGGUGUCAGAAUAUUCGUAGAUGAAUGGGGUAACCCAAAUAAAAAGGAUACGGGUAGAAGAUCCACAAUUACAGAUUUCAAUGAAGCUAAAUUCUUGAAACAAAAAUUGAAUUUAUUUAGGGGAAAAACUACCGACGGUGAGAAAUUAGCAUUAGCCAACUUGGAAAACUCUAUUAAAUUGUUCAAUAAAGCUCAUGAUGAACUAUUGAAAAGGAAAAAGGAAUUGAACGAAAAAGAUGAUGAAAAUAGUGAAAAUGACGAUGAUGAUGAGGAGGAGGAGGAGGAACAAAACAAAAUCAGUGAUAUUUUCAUUGCUAUUUUGCCAAUUGCUGUGGAAGAAAAGGGGAAGACAAGUAGUGAUGAUAAGGAUAUUAUAACCACAGAUGCAUCAUAUCCAGGAAACUUUAACUUCACCAUUGUCCUGAAAGAUAUUACAAAUAAUAUAACGACUAUAACAAGAUCACAAGGUUUCCCAUUGAAAUGGGUUAAGUGGUUGGAGACGGAAAAGGAUAAAGGUGAAGAAGAAGCUAAAGAAGAAGCCGCAGACGAAGAAGCCAAGGAGGAAGAACUUGGAGUUGAUCCUGGUGAUUGGGUGAAAGAUUGGAUAGAGGACGGUCUAAACUUAUCGUUUGGUAUCGUAGCCCAGAACUAUGUAAUUCAAAGAAUGGGAUUCUAA